CUUCUGUCUUUCUCUCUCUCUCUCCUUUUCUCCGUUUUGUUUUAUUUGUUUACACUCCAGGUAUUAGUUAAUAUUGGCAACCAUUUUGAUCUUACUUCCAGUAUAUUUGUAGCACCAAGAAAAGGGAUAUAUAGUUUCAGUUUCCACGUGGUCAAGGUCUAUAACAGACAAACCAUCCAGGUAAGUUUAAUGCAAAACGGCUACCCAGUGAUUUCAGCUUUUGCAGGGGAUCAAGACGUCACCAGAGAAGCAGCCAGCAAUGGGGUCUUGCUCCUCAUGGAAAGAGAAGACAAAGUGCAUCUCAAACUGGAAAGGGGUAACCUCAUGGGAGGGUGGAAAUAUUCAACCUUUUCCGGCUUCUUAGUCUUUCCACUAUAAAAGAAGGCCAAAUAGGAGACAGAUCCAUGAGCCGGAGCAAGGAUUCAAUUGUUAAUGACACCUUGAACUUGGCAGCACAUGACAAUAUUUUCAGUCACCCCGUCAGACUGUCACAGUAGAAGAAUGAUAACCUUCUAAACUCCAACAUUUGCUUUGAAUAUUGACAAUUCCUUGGAACCUGCGCCUCUAAUUAGUUUUAGACGACAGUGAUCUGUAGGAGAAAUGAAAUUAUCGACCUGAGCAAUUUGUACCUGUGAUUGUAAAGUCAAUUUUGGAUUUUAUUGUUGGGAUCAUUGACUUUCUUAUUCUAUUUUUUCCUCUCUUUCAUUUUUUCCUGUUUUUCUUUCUCUUGCUGUUGUCCCAAUGAAACAAAUAACUCGGACCACAAAAUCACUUUGUCAAAGGCUCACUCCAGAGCCAGAAGAAUGGAGUGUUCAGCCCAAUGAGGUGUUCUUUCCAUGCUUUAUUUCUUUGUGUUGUAUAGCCUUAAGGAAAAAAAAAAAGAAAAAAAAAAAAAGAAAAGAAAAAAAAGGAGAAAAAAAAAAAAGAAUGGCUUCAGUCUCAGUCCUGUAUUUUUCUGGGGGAGGGGGAUUCUGGACAUUACUGUGUCAAGAAGUGCUUUAUCCAGUGAAGCAAAAUUUGCACGAUUGGAACCUUAUUUGUGUUGUUCGUGUUUUUCAUCAACGUUUUAUUUUUCCUGGUUUUUGUUUGUGUGUGCUAAAAAUGUAAGCUAGAUUGAUCAAUAAGACAAAACAAAGCACAUAUAUACCCUGUAGCUCUAAGUAAAGCUAACCAGUGAACAAUUCUGUCUGCACUUUCCAGCUGAUCUUUAUAGACCUAUUUAGAGAGAGAGAAAGAGGGAGAAAGAGCAAGAGAGCUACAUGAUCCUUCAAUUACAAUCUGGAAACCGGUAAAGGAACUGACAUUUCUGAAUUGUCCUGACAUUUCUAGAAGCAACAGUGGAGGCUUUGAAUAUCUUCUCUGACCAUACCCUAAAAUAUAUCCUUUCUUUUUAUUACCAUAUUUUGGGUGCUUUUAUCUGAUAUUUAUUUAUUUGUCCACUAAUUCUUGAGUACACAUUGUGGGAGCACAGAGACAUGGCAGAGCAAAUUCUUCCUCUUCCAAAUUAAAUAAAACCAUCUCCCACUUGAGCUGUCCGUGGCAAGUAUUGGAGGAGUAGACACAAGCGUCUUUGACAGCCUUGAGGAGAGGGGCCUAAGCGGGAGAGGGGCCUCAGAGGAUCAACAAAUGUUCCAGAAGCUGGCACAGGUGCCAUGCAUAUAUUCACUGCGAUUGCUCUUCCCAACACAAAUGGCCUCACAGUUCUAGGGGUGGACUGACAUCAAUAAUGAACAUUGGGAAAAUUAUUAUCUCAAAUCAACAAGAGGUAAAAUAUCAGGCCAAUGUCAAUUGUAUCCUUGUGCCUCGUUCUCAAUAAACAGAUCUUGUUUCUUCAGUUUUUUAAGUUUGUUUUUUUGGUUUGGUUGUUUUUUGGGGUUUUUUUUUAAGAGUAGCAUACUAGACAAUAUGGUGAAAAAAACCUUGUUUGAGGAGAUCCAAGAGGGAUGUUUAUUUAAUAGAAUUUUUAUCUUCAUCUAUUUAAUUUUAAAUGUUUUAUUUGCUAUUAAUCCCUUAAGGGUGGAUGUGCAUAAGAAUUUAUUUUUGUCAAAUUUACUCCUUUGCCACAAGCAAAUAUAAUGGAAAGGCAUUUGCAGGAAAGCGUAAAGGUGGUAACUACAUUGUAUUUCAAAAUUAUGGUGGACAUGUCUUUUUCAUUGUAAAUUUAUCAUUCAAGGGACAAAAUUAAAGUCAUAUAUUCUUAAAAAAAAACUUAUCUGUGUUGCUUAUAUACCUCAGAUGGCAAAAAUAUAAGCCAAUUUAAUAUUUAAUAUUUUUGUGCAUUUUCACCAUAGAUGUGGUUUGUUUGCUUCGCCGUUUCACUUUACCAGUUACUUAAUGAAUUGGUUUUCAGGUUGUUGUUUUUUUUUAAAUGGGUUGCAUUUUCUAGUUCCUCUUUGUGCUUUGGCAUGACUACAAUGUUUCUAGUUGCAAAAUAUCACAGGGCUAAGUUUAAGUAAAUGGAAUGAAACCUGAGUCAGCAGCAACCUUUUUCUAUUAAAAUAAAAUAAAUACA
This is a messenger RNA of Cyanistes caeruleus (blue tit), 2512 nucleotides long. NCBI's taxonomy places the organism in Eukaryota, Metazoa, Chordata, Aves, Passeriformes, Paridae. The record is from RefSeq and is a predicted model, not a curated record.